GGAGAAAGAAGGAACAACGGCUAUAUUCCGACUCAUAGCCGUUAAUAAUCCCUUGGAAUAAAACAGGUCAUCAUCUCAGCUCAUUUGUUGCAAUUCAUCUGAAAACAAAAGGCAACUCAUCUUCUCCUUCUUCUUCUUCUUCUUCUGACUGAAAAUUUCCACAUCCAAAAACCCACUUCUCCAAAUCCCCAAUUAGGAAAAACCCACAACGAAAAAAACAAAAAUGAACGAUCUCAUGACGAAAUCCUUCACCAAUUACGUAGACCUCAAGAAAGCCGCGAUGAAAGACCUCGAUUUGGAAGCCGGAAACCUCGAAAUGUCGUCCUCUGCCGCAACCCACAUGGACACCGAUCUGGGUCUCUUCCUUGAAGAAGCCGAGAAGGUGAAGCAAGAAAUGGCCUCCCUCCGCGAAAUCCUCGGAAAGCUCCAGCAAGCCAAUGAGGAAUCCAAGUCCCAACACAAGUCCGACGCCCUGAAAUCCCUCCGGGCCCAGAUCAACGCCGACAUAGUGGCAGUCCUCAAAAAGGCCCGGGCCAUCCGAUCGCAGCUCGAGGAGAUGGACCGGGCCAAUGCCGCCAACAAGCGGCUCUCCGGCCAGAAAGAAGGGACCCCGAUUUACCGCACCCGAAUUGCAGUCACCAACGGGCUGAGGAAGAAGCUGAAGGAGCUGAUGAUGGAGUUCCAGGGGCUGCGGCAGAGGAUGAUGGCGGAGUACAAGGAGACGGUGGGACGGAGGUACUACACGGUGACGGGGGAGAGCCCCAACGAGGCGGUGAUUGAGAAGAUCAUCGCGGACGGUGGGGAGGAGUUUUUGGAGAGGGCGGUGAGGGAGCACGGGAGGGGAAAGGUGAUGGAGACGGUGGUGGAGAUUCAGGACCGGCACGGGGCGGCGCGGGAGAUCGAGCGGAGCCUUCUCGAGCUCCACCAGGUGUUCUUGGACAUGGCGGUGAUGGUGGAGGCGCAGGGGGAGCAGAUGGAUGACAUUGAGCAUCAUGUGAUGAAUGCUGCUCAGUAUGUCAAGGGUGGGAGUAAGCAGCUCAAGAGUGCCAAGGAACACCAGAAGGGAAGCAGAAAGUGGAUGUGUAUUGGGAUUAUUCUUCUCUUGAUCAUAAUUCUUGUCAUUGUCAUUCCCAUUGCUACAAGCUUCACUGAUUCUUGAGACAGAAUCUUUACUUUACUUGCUAUAUGUAUGGUUGUGGUGUUAAUUCUUUUUCCAUAUUUGUUUUGAUCUCAACUUGUUUGGUUGAGGAUGGAUGUUGUUUUUUACAUUGGCGUUUCAUGGGUUGGUUAAAUGGUAAUUUGCUUAUUCACCA
Morus notabilis is the source of this 1313-nucleotide messenger RNA. Its product is annotated as syntaxin-related protein KNOLLE. The record is from RefSeq and is a predicted model, not a curated record. The transcript has a single exon. The coding region runs from base 224 to 1159 and encodes 311 amino acids. Gene Ontology annotation, cellular component: endomembrane system; plasma membrane; SNARE complex. Lineage: Eukaryota; Viridiplantae; Streptophyta; Magnoliopsida; Rosales; Moraceae. Gene Ontology annotation, molecular function: SNAP receptor activity; SNARE binding. Gene Ontology annotation, biological process: vesicle fusion; intracellular protein transport; exocytosis.